This is a messenger RNA of Octodon degus (degu), 747 nucleotides long. RefSeq names its product TSPY like 5 (gene Tspyl5). The record is from RefSeq and is a predicted model, not a curated record. Gene Ontology annotation, cellular component: nucleus; chromatin. Lineage: Eukaryota; Metazoa; Chordata; Mammalia; Rodentia; Octodontidae. Gene Ontology annotation, molecular function: chromatin binding; histone binding. Gene Ontology annotation, biological process: nucleosome assembly.
AUGCCGGAAGAUGUGGGGACGCCCUGGAGUCUGCAGUUGGAGCUGGAAACGGUGAUCGCACAGGCUGACUGGACCUACCUCAGGCUCUCACGCAAGUUCCAGCAGCUGUGACUGUGCUGCUAGGAGUGCUGGAAUGUCCUCACGAACCUCUCGGGCUUUUGGGGGCAAACUUUCCUAAACCUCCCCCAGCAGUCUUCUUUUCUGAACAGCUAAGAUAAAGAAGUGAACAGCUUGGAAGUGGAGGAGCUUGGGCUCGCUAGACUGGGCUACGAAAUCAAAUUCUACUUUGGCCCUGACUCCUAUUUCCAAAAUAUGGUGCUCAUCAUGGAAUAUGUGUGUGGGUCUUCUGGUCGGGUGAUUUCUCAUUCUGCUCCAGCCCAGUGGCUCUCAGGACAUGAUCCUCACUUUGUGAGUCAGGGAAACCUGGAAAAGAACCGUAGCUUUUGGUGGUUUGUAAAUAACAGUUCUAUUGAGUCUGACAAGACUUGAGAUAAUGAGAAACUACGGCCCAGUUCUCUGCAGUAGUACUUUAUGAGUGAAAGAGCUCGUGCAGAGAAGGCAAAGGCAGGCAGAUCAGGUCCAGCAAAGCAGCCACGGGAGACCCCGUGCCUAGGGUCAAACCAUCCAACCGAUCCUGUGCAAGUCUCCCUACUAUCUCCUGCAGACCUGUCCUGGCUCUCUACCUGUGUGCUUGGCUCUGUCCUCUUCAGCUUGGCUUCCAUGUGCUGCAGUCCAUUUGGACUUUAG